AUGGAGAUCACCUCUCUAGUUGCGAUUAAGGCUGGGCUGUGUGGGCUUACUGGCCCUCUUGCUUUUUUGAUCGUGCGGGAUAUGAAUGAGCUUCGCAGACAUGUGUACGCAGAUACUGUGGAUUACUUUGCCGUAAAGAAAUUGGUGCAGAAAGUGUUUCCCCGAUGCAAGUGCAAAGACAUACUCAGGAAACAGGAGGCUCUGGGAAGGGGGGCAGAAGUUGAUGACCUGGAGAUGCUGAAUUUGCUGGAGAACAGUGAAAAUGACCACAGCCCUCAUGUAUCUGAGAUGCCACAGACGGUUGUUCAGGAACGUGUAUGCUACAAGCAUGAGAGGGCCAUCCCCAUACAGGACACUGUUCAAGCUUUGGACAUCCGUGAAGAAGGUAUUGAGACACUGCUCUGCUAUCUGGAGCUGCAUCCUCAAAAAUGGCUGGAGCUUCUACACCCCACUUUCUCCUCCUGCCGCAUUGUUUGCUACAGUGGUCCUCAGCAGUUGCGCAAACUGGCCACCAGCUGUCCCCCUGUGGCUGUCUGUUUGGCCAGGGAACGUCUGGCUGGUGUGGACCAUACGCAUGUCAGUUCAGUGGAAUUUAAUGUUGUGGAAUUGGCUGAUUCUAUGGGCUGGGAAGUGGUUCCGGUAAAGAGAGCUCUCCGUGAUCUGCAAUGGGCACAGAGAACCAUCGGAGGAUUCAAAGGCACAGGGAAGAGCGGUGUGCUGGUCGAGUUCAGUAAACUGUCCUUUCAUUUUCGCUCAUAUGGGGAUCUUGCUGACCAUGAACUGGAGGACCUGUGUGACUUCCUGCAUCACAAGGUGGUUUCCAGAGAAAGUGCUGCUCUGCACCAGCUCAUGGCUUGCUACAAAGCCUUUAAGAGGGUGGCAUAUAGGACCAGCAGCUCGUGUGCGGAGAAGAUUAGUGCUGAGCGCAGCGCAGAACUAAAGGAUCUGUUACUCAAGUACUUUGAGAAAAAGGACGGAAUAGACGACUGUGAUGUCGAUGAUCAGGAGGAUCUGAGUCACUGCAAGGCACAGGACUGGAAGGAUCAGGUACGAGCUGAUGUCCGUCUCUUCCUUUCAAUUCACCAAGAGGAACGCUUUAACGGCAGAGCUAUAUCGCGUGUCUUUCAUGGAAUAGGUAGUCCAUGUUAUCCAGCAGAGAUUUAUGGAAGGGACCGCAGGUUCUGGAGGAAAUAUAUCCAACUUGACUUCAAUGAAUUGAUGCAGCUUUGCAAGGAAGAAAUUAUCCGAUUUAAAUGAGGAUUAGAAUGUGGGACGUCGCCGUGAGGGUCACCUGCUUAUUACUAUUUCUUGUACAGAGAUUUUUAUAUUUGCUACUUUAAUAAAUAAGAGUUACUAUUUCUUGUGUGUUA
Bombina bombina (fire-bellied toad) is the source of this 1370-nucleotide messenger RNA. Its product is annotated as ATP-dependent DNA helicase Q4. The coding region runs from base 1 to 1257 and encodes 418 amino acids. The transcript is spliced from 9 exons. NCBI's taxonomy places the organism in Eukaryota, Metazoa, Chordata, Amphibia, Anura, Bombinatoridae. The record is from RefSeq and is a predicted model, not a curated record.